This is a messenger RNA of Pyrenophora tritici-repentis Pt-1C-BFP, 1851 nucleotides long. Its product is annotated as squalene monooxygenase. Gene Ontology annotation, biological process: ergosterol biosynthetic process. Lineage: Eukaryota; Fungi; Ascomycota; Dothideomycetes; Pleosporales; Pleosporaceae. Gene Ontology annotation, cellular component: endoplasmic reticulum; membrane. The record is from RefSeq and is a predicted model, not a curated record. Gene Ontology annotation, molecular function: squalene monooxygenase activity; flavin adenine dinucleotide binding.
AUGCUCACAAUGUUUUCUGGUACCAAGAUAACGGCGCUCCCGCCUGGCGUCAACACUUCGCCCUCACCACAGCUUCGCACUAGGCGCUCAACACAGUCGGUCCCCAAAGUCGAGUCCACACAGACGACAGACUACCGCGACGAGAGGCGACGCGAACAUCACGAGGCUGACAUCGUCAUCGUCGGCGCAGGCAUCCUUGGCUGUGCCGCGGCUGUCGCGUUCGGCAAACAGGGCAGGAGCGUGUUGCUGCUCGAGAAGAGCUUGAAGGAGCCCGACAGGAUUGUUGGCGAGCUGCUGCAGCCCGGCGGUGUGAAUGCAUUGGAGAAGCUGGGCAUGAGGGAUUGUCUCGAGGACAUUGACGCCAUCCCCUGCCACGGAUACCAGAUUCUAUACGGUCCAGAGAAGGUCCACAUCCCCUACCCUGACAACCUAAUCACCUCUGCGCCUUCGAAAGCCCCAGAGGGUCGCUCCUUCCACCAUGGUCGCUUCAUCUCCAAGCUUCGUGCCAAGGCGCGAUCCACCCCCAAUGUCACCAUUGUCGAGACCACAGUCACAUCCCUCGUCAAGAGCGACUACAACGGCCAGGUCUUGGGUGUAUCAUGCCAGACCGCCGGCGAGCAAGACUUUUACUUCGGCGCGAUAACCCUGGUCGCCGACGGCUAUGCCUCCAAGUUCAGGAAAGAAAACCACCCUCAUCAGCCCCAAGUCCGCAGCAAGUUCUGGGGUCUUGAAAUGAUUGACGCCAAGCUGCCAAUGCCCAACCAUGGUCACGUUAUCCUCGGCGACCAACCACCUAUCCUCAUCUACCAAAUCGGUACCCACGAGACGCGUAUCCUUAUUGACAUACCCGAAAACCUGCCCUCCGCGUCGCCCAAGAAUGGCGGUGUCAAGAACCAUAUGCUCAACGUCGCUUUGCCAGCCCUCCCAGAGUGCGUCCAGCCUGCCUUCAAGAAAGCAGUCGAAGCAGGAAAACUGAGGAGUAUGCCCAACUCCUUCCUUCCCCCAAGCACCCAGAAGCAACCCGGUCUCAUCAUGCUUGGCGAUGCCAUGAACAUGCGUCAUCCCCUCACCGGUGGUGGCAUGACUGUUGCCUUCAACGAUGUUGUCCUCCUCUCCAAUCUCCUCUCUCCAGCCAACAUUCCCAUACUCGAGGACACCAACGCUGUCAUCGAUGCCAUGUCGACAUUCCACUGGCAGCGCAAGCAUGGUUCUUCGGUCAUCAACAUCCUCGCCAUGGCCCUCUACUCGCUCUUCGCAGCCAACAACGAAUACCUGGAGUACAUCAAGAAGGGUUGCUUCAGGUACUUCAUGCGCGGUGGAAAGAGCGUCAGCGAGCCAUGUGGUAUGCUUGCAGGUUUGAUCACACAUCCAUUGAUGUUGGUCUACCAUUUCUUCUACGUAGCCUUCUACGCCAUUUGGGUCAGGUUGCAAGACGUCGGUGUCUGGCAUGCACCAUACACUCUAUGCGUCGAGAGCGUCAUGGUUGUCUGGACCGCUGCCAGCGUCAUCGGACCGUACCUGAUUGCGGAGAUGAAGGCGUAGUACUCAACGACAUGAUGGUUCUCGCAUGAGAUUUCCGAGAUGACGAUGUGUGAUUGUAUAUAAUCUUUUUCUUGGUCACUAUCGACCGCUUGCGCUGGAAAAAACGCGGGCGGCAGUGAACUUUAGGGUUUGAGGGCUUUUUUCUGGUGUUUUGGAAGGAACUUAACGGACCCACUACAUGUGUACAUCACUGCGAUAUAAACGCGUAGAAAAACGAGCGACCGUAUACUCCAUUUUGGGAGAAAGAGAUAGAUGACAUGAUUCAUAGGAAGCAUGAUCGAGUAAUACUUAAUAAUUAAAUGUUUGAGA